Molecule: messenger RNA, 1095 nt
Organism: Radiomyces spectabilis
Lineage: Eukaryota; Fungi; Mucoromycota; Mucoromycetes; Mucorales; Radiomycetaceae
Product: Rho GTPase activation protein
Exons: 3
Coding region: 1-1095 (364 amino acids)
Biological process (GO): signal transduction; activation of GTPase activity
Molecular function (GO): GTPase activator activity
Source: RefSeq, a predicted model, not a curated record
AUGAAAAAGCUCUGUUUGCCUCCUUUUUCCGUGUGCGCGAUCUUUCCCUUUGUUGAGCUCUUUGUUACUUUAUUUCGUUGGCUUUAUCCUCUUUUUUUUCCACAUCUCUUUCAUUAUUCUUUCUCUGAUCACCUCGUUAUGAAACAAGCACCUGUGUUUGGUUCGUCUCUCGUCAUUGCCCUUGCUCAUUCUACCUAUACAACUUCUUCAGGGCUUUGUAUUCCAGGCAUUCUAGCCAAAUGUUACAAGGAAAUAAAACUGCGUUUGGGCACUGAAGGAAUAUUUCGCAAAUCAGGUUCAGCCAGUGCCAUGAAGCAAAUCCAAAUCGCCUUUGAAGAAGCAGAGGAUCCCUUUACAGUUGCUCUUCAUGGCGCUUCCAUUCACUCAUUGGCUGGUAUAUUUAAACGCUUUUUGCAAGAACUGGUGGAUCCGGUGAUUGCCCGACCGUAUCAGCAUCUAUUCUUAGACGCAUUCGGUACAAAGCAAGACGAGCAACAGCAACUGGAGGGCCUAUUAAAUGCGUGCCAUGCGUUACCCCUGGAGCAUCGUCACUUGCUGUAUUACAUGAUUGAAGUGGCUGAUGAAAUCUAUCAGUCCAGCGAUCAAAAUCACAUGUCGCGUGAAGCCUUGGCAAUUAUUUUUGCCCCGGCUUGUGUCCGCAUUGAUGCUGUACGCCAAUUUAUUAACCAUAGUGUGCCUUCUCUCGCUCACUCUAUCCAGUCUGAAUCGUCCAUUUACUCUCUUUCCAUCAACACCUCCUGCACGUCCCUGGGCAACGAAACAUUCACGUCUUCUUCCACUUCCAAUUCAUCUCUAUCGACGAUUCCUUCUUUGACGUCGUCUCUGCCGUCCAUUUUAUCAAUGCAUAAAGCUCGGCGGAUCUGGUCCCACAUGCUCAACAGAAAUAACCAGCGCAUGACAAAACCGCAUUCAGUGUACAAAACGCGUGAUCAUUUGCAACGCGAUCUUAUUAAGCAAAGUACCACUUGGAUCAAAAUAUUCGAAUUCAUGCUCUAUCGACCGUCUGCCUUUACGGGGACAUCCAACACAAUCUACCUGAAUAACAAGGUAACAAAAGAAAAUUGUUUAAAAUAG